AUGGCGGCGAGUCAGGGAGGUGGUGGUAACAGUGGGGGCGGCAGUUGUGGUGGAGGUGGAAGUAGCGGUGGCGGUGGUGGGGCCGGAGGGGGAGGUGGCGGAACCGGAGUGGGAGGCGGCGGCGGCGGCGGGACCCUGGUGGUGCCCAUCCCGGUACCGACUCUUUUCGGUCAGCCGUUCCCCAACGGGCCGCAGUGGAACCCGGGGAGCCUGCAGCCUCAACACACCGUGAGGAGCCUGGACCGGGCCCUGGAGGAGGCGGGCAACUCCGGCAUCCUGAGCCUCAGCGGUAGGAAGCUCCGAGACUUCCCGGGCAGCGGCUACGACCUGACGGACACCACCCAAGCAGAUCUUUCAAGAAAUCGUUUUACAGAAAUUCCUUCUGAGGUCUGGUUAUUUGCACCUCUUGAAACAUUAAAUUUAUAUCAUAAUUGCAUCAAAAUCAUUCCUGAAGCCAUUAAAAACCUGCAGAUGUUAACAUACCUUAACAUUAGUCGAAAUCUUUUAUCAACAUUGCCAAAAUACCUAUUCGAUCUUCCCCUUAAAGUUUUGGUCCUCAGUAAUAAUAAACUGGUAUCCAUUCCAGAAGAAAUCGGAAAGUUAAAAGAUUUAAUGGAAUUGGAUAUUAGCUGCAAUGAGAUUCAGGUUCUUCCCCAACAAAUGGGAAAAUUACAAUCACUUAGAGAGCUAAAUAUAAGAAGAAAUAAUCUUCAGGCAUUACCAGAUGAAUUAGGAGAUCUUCCCUUAGUCAAGCUGGAUUUCUCUUGUAAUAAAGUGACCGAAAUUCCAGUUUGUUACAGGAAGCUGCAUCAUUUACAAGUAAUAAUUUUGGAUAACAAUCCUUUGCAAGUACCACCAGCACAGAUAUGUUUAAAAGGUAAAGUACACAUAUUUAAAUACUUAAAUAUCCAAGCAUGUUGCAGAAUGGAUAAGAAACCAGAUUCUCUGGAUCUUCCAUCAUUGAGUAAAAGAAUGCCCUCCCAACCUCUCACAGACAGUAUGGAAGAUUUUUAUCCAAAUAAAAAUCAUGGUCCUGACUCUGGAAUUGGAAGUGAUAAUGGAGAGAAACGAUUGUCUACAACAGAACCAUCAGAUGAUGACACAAUCAGCCUUCAUUCUCAAGUCUCAGAAUCAAAUAGAGAGCAGACAUCAAGAAAUGACAGUCACUCAAUAGGAAGUAAACCUGAUUCUCAGAAAGACCAGGAGGUGUAUGAUUUUACUGAUGCCAACACAGAUGAUGUAGUAGUUCCUGAACAAGGAGAUGCACAUAUUGGAUCAUUUGUUGCUUUCCUUAAGGGAAAAGAGAAAGGUCCUGAAAAAUCUCAGAAAAAUGAAGAAUUGGGAGAUGAAAAAAGACUUGGGAAAGAACAACUACUUGCUGAGGAAGAGGAUGAUGGUUUGAAGGAAGUAACUGAUUUGAGGAAAAUAGCCGUUCAGUUAUUGCAGCAAGAGCAGAAGAACAGGAUUCUUAAUCAUUCAACUUAUGUCAUAAGAAACAAGCCAAAACAAACUAUGGAAUGCGAAAAGAGUGUCUCAGCAGAUGAAGUUAAUUCACCAUUAUCACCCCUCAUAUGGCAGCCCUUAGAAAAUCAAAAGGAUCAAACAGAUGAGCAGCAAUGGCCAGAAUCUCACCCAAUAAUCUGGCAGAGUGAAGAAAGGAGGCGGAGCAAACAGAUUAGAAAAGAAUAUUUUAAGUAUAAAUCAUCAAGGAAGAGUUCAAGUGGCAAUGAAAACAAUGAGCAAGACAGUGAUAAUGCUAAUAUGUCACCACAAUCACCAGUAUCAUCUGAGGAGUAUGAUAGAACUGAUGUUUUUUCACAUGGUCCCUUUGGCUUGAAGCCUAGAUCAGCUUUCAGCCGCUCAUCUCGCCAGGAAUAUGGGGCAGCAGAUCCAGGUUUUACAAUGAGAAGAAAGAUGGAACAUCUACGGGAAGAGCGAGAACAAAUACGACAGCUUCGCAAUAAUCUUGAAUCCAGGUUAAAAGUAAUUUUGCCUGAUGACAUAGGAGCUGCACUGAUGGAUGGGGUUGUUCUUUGCCAUUUAGCCAAUCAUAUAAGGCCACGCUCUGUAGCUAGUAUUCAUGUGCCAUCACCAGCAGUGCCUAAACUUAGCAUGGCGAAAUGUCGAAGAAAUGUAGAAAACUUUCUUGACGCUUGUAAAAAGUUGGGUGUCUCACAGGAAAGACUCUGUUUGCCUCAUCAUAUUUUGGAAGAAAGAGGUCUUGUGAAAGUUGGUGUCACAGUUCAGGCUCUUCUUGAAUUACCUACAACCAAGGCAUCUCAGCUUUCUACGGCUUGA
Budorcas taxicolor (takin) is the source of this 2298-nucleotide messenger RNA. RefSeq names its product leucine rich repeats and calponin homology domain containing 2 (gene LRCH2). The record is from RefSeq and is a predicted model, not a curated record. Lineage: Eukaryota; Metazoa; Chordata; Mammalia; Artiodactyla; Bovidae. The transcript has 21 exons. Gene Ontology annotation, molecular function: protein binding. Bases 1 to 2298 code for a protein of 765 amino acids.